Messenger RNA from Musca vetustissima, 1194 nucleotides. RefSeq names its product MAP7 domain-containing protein 1-like. The record is from RefSeq and is a predicted model, not a curated record. The transcript is spliced from 2 exons. Lineage: Eukaryota; Metazoa; Arthropoda; Insecta; Diptera; Muscidae. Bases 1 to 1194 code for a protein of 397 amino acids.
AUGAAUUUCAAGAGCUGUUUAGUUAUUUUGUUGCUGGGUACAGCCGCUACCCUGCAAUUGGCUGGUGCCAAGGAAAUCAAGGGCUACAAACUCUAUGCCAAGAAUCCACAACAAGCUGAAGGUCGUUAUAUUGAUAUUGCCAAUAAGUUGGCCUUGUUGAAGGGAUCCACCACCACUACCACAGUUCUUCCACCUUCUCUACCCCCAACACCAACUACAACCACCACUGGCACCGGCACCGGUACUGGAACUGCCACUGGUACUGCUACAGGAACUGCAACCGGCACUGGUACCUCUCCAACUGCCACUCCUCCACCACCACCUCCAACCACCGCUACACCACCUCCUCCUCCACCACCACCAACAACUGCUGACUCACCAACCACAGCUGACUCACCAACUGCUGACUCUCCAACCGCUGCCUCCCCUACAGCUGACUCACCAACCGCUGCUUCCCCAACAGCUGACUCACCCACCGCUGCCUCUCCAACUGCUGCCGAACCCACAGCAGCCUCACCAACAGCUGCCGAACCCACAGCAGCCUCACCAACAGCUGCCGAACCCACAGCAGCCUCACCAACUGGCACCGGCACCGCUCCAGCGCCAACAGCCAGAGGAAAGGAAAAUGCAGUAGCCCAUAAUGAAGAUGACGAUGAUGAAGAUGAAACCGAAGAAGAUAACGAAUUGAUUGCCGAAGAAAACGACAAUGCCUUAGCUGGUAGCGAAGAGGUCGGCCGUGCCACCAACUCCAAUGUCCUCUUGAGACGUCGCAUCCGUAUGCAACGCCGCAAGCGCAUCAACCAAAUUCGCAGACAGAGACGCCGCAUCAUCCGCAGACAACGCAAACAACACCGUGCCACCCAGAAACGCCUUCGCCGCAUCACACAAAAACUCCGCCGCCGUCUGAUGACCCAAAGAGUCAGGCUCCAAAGACGUGGCUCCAAGAGGACCCAAAGGAUCGUCAAGAGACAAAGACGCAUGCACAAGCGCCAUUUGCGCCAACAACGCCGCAAUAGAAUGCGCAAAUUGCGCCAACAACGCAAACAACAAAAACGUUUGAUCCGCCGCAUCCGUCAAUUGCGCAAACGCACCCAAACCAUGAAAAGCCGCAGACAAAUCAAACAGCUUAGAACUAGAUUGCAUCGCUUGAACAAGAAGAUCGCCAACAGACGCCGUUUUAGACGUCGCAAUUAA